CCAGUGGCCGCCAAACAAAUAACAGCGCAUGCGCAGUUAACAAAGUCCGCGUUUUGAUGCUCCCGCGGUGCUGCUUGUGAAAAUGAUUGUAGUUCGUGUGGAACAAUAACAGAUUUUUUUAGAGUUUUAACACGAAUACAGCACCAUGCCGAUCUCCUGUUCAGCUAUUGAUUGCUCAAACCGGUUUGCCAAAGGGUCAGAGAUCAGAUUCUACAGGUUUCCAAUCAGCAAGCCUCAGCUAGCCGAGCAAUGGGUACGAAACCUUGGGAGAAAGAACUUUGUUCCCACUCAGAACUCCUGUUUGUGCUCGGAGCAUUUCCAGCCUGACUGCUUCCGUGACUAUAACGGAAAACUGUUUCUCAGAGAGGAUGCCGUGCCGACUAUUUUCGCAAACUCUGGAGGAGAUGGCUCAAAGAUUGAGUUACGGAAAAACAGAGGAGGUUUAGUGGCAAAGGAUGCAAAUGAGUCCAGUCGGUUUGGUUCACUUUCUGAUAAAGACAGAGCCAAACUAAUUACAAAAGACAGAAGACAGCCUAUAAGAGACUCUAGCCUGAAGAGCAGAGGUGUGAAUGACCGGAGACGUGCAGGGAAGGUCUCGUUGGGUGACAGACAGACCAUGUCUCUCAAGAGUAAAGUGUAUGACAGCAAAGGUCUGUUGAUCUCAUGUGGAAGGGAUCUGUGUGACUGUCUGGAUGUAGACUGCAUGGGUUGCUUUUACCCAUGUCCCGAGUGCGGAUCGCGGAAGUGCGGUGUGGAGUGCCGAUGUGACCGGAAAUGGUUGUAUGAGCAGGUGGAGGUAGAGGGAGGAGAGAUCAUUCGCAACAAGUUUGCAAAUUAGCUAACUUGUUGGAAGACCAAGAUGACGGCACUACUUCUGCUUCUGAGCAAAAAAGACUGUCACUGGCUUGGUAUAUGGAUAUUGCAGAAGUACUUGCUUUAUUUGCUAUAUUGUUUAUUUUUUAAAUGUAAAAGUUUAAUAAAGAAUGUUGUCUUAUAUUUUUGCUGCUAUCACAGCUGUGUUCAUUUCUGUAAUCUUUCUAGGAUUUCCACUUCUUUAGUUAUGUUGUAAUGCUGUAGCUGUUUCUCCCCCUUGAAAUUUGUUUUUACACUUACAAAAAUAAAAUCUAACUAUAA
Sinocyclocheilus rhinocerous is the source of this 1134-nucleotide messenger RNA. RefSeq names its product THAP domain-containing protein 4-like. The record is from RefSeq and is a predicted model, not a curated record. The transcript is spliced from 5 exons. Gene Ontology annotation, cellular component: intracellular membrane-bounded organelle. Bases 146 to 838 code for a protein of 230 amino acids. Lineage: Eukaryota; Metazoa; Chordata; Actinopteri; Cypriniformes; Cyprinidae.